AUGAAGCUCGAAAAGGGUCCCGAACCGCUUGAUGCACAGGCCUUGGCCCGGCUUGGGAAGAAACAAGUACUCAAACGUCGAUUCGGUUUCGUGUCAAUCGUCGGUUUCGCCAUGGCUGAGCUGAUUACUUGGGAAACUGUUCUCACCAUGUUCUAUCAAGCAUUCGACAACGGUGGCCCCGCAGGUGCUUUUUAUGGCUACGUCAUCGCCUGUCUUUCCACUCUGUCGGUGUAUACAGUCAUCGCAGAACUGGCAUCUAUGGCUCCAAUCGCAGGCGGGCAGUACUAUUGGGUGUACAUGCUGGCCCCGCUGCGAUGGAAGAAGAUGUCCAGUUAUCUAAUCGGCUGGCUCAAUUGUAUGGCAUGGAUCGCGACAAUCGCAACCGAGACAAUAUUUCUCGGAACAAUGAUCGAAGGCCUGAUUGCCUUGAACAACCCUGAUUUUGCACAACAGCGGUGGCAGAACACUCUGUUGGCCUGGGCUAGUGUGGCGGGCACCUUCUUCAUCAAUGUCGUCGUGCCAAACAUCCUUCCUAGGUUCGAGAUCUUCAUCUUGGUGCUGCACUUGGCUGGCUUCAUAGCCAUCACAGCAACACUUCUCGCCAUGUCGCCAAAGAAAUCGGCAGCCUUCGUCUUCCGCACGUCGUUGAAUGAAGGAGGUUGGCCCACACAAGGCCUGUCGUACUGCGUGGGCUUCAUCGGAAACAUCGCGACCUUUGCUGGAGCUGAUGCAAGUGUACACAUGGCCGAAGAGGUAACCAACGCCGCCGUCGUCAUUCCUCGCGCAAUAAUCACUGGCAUGUCCGUCAACAGCAUCCUCGGAUUGUCCAUGAUGCUCACAGUUUUGUUCUGUCUGGGAGACGUCAAUGUUCCUGAAAGUACAGGAUUUCCCUUCAUUCAGAUCUUCUACAAUAGUACGGCAUCUUACACAGGCGCGUCCAUCAUGACGGCCAUCAUCAUGGUCCUGACCGGGGCCUGCUCCACCGGUAUCACCACUACGGCGUCUCGAAUGACCUGGUCCUUUGCGCGCGACCAGGGCCUGCCAUUCUCCCGCUUCCUAAAACAGGUGAACAAUAGCACGAAAGUCCCUAUCAUAUCGGUCACCGUAGUCUGUGGAUUUGCCUGCAUCCUAACCCUCAUUUACAUCGGCUCCGACACUGCAUUUAACGAUGUCAUCUCCCUGGUUGUGACUGGUUUCUAUAGCACCUACUUCCUCCCAAGCGCGUUCCUCCUUUACCACAGGAUCCAAGGCCACGUCAUGCCUCACGGAACCAUGCUCGAUGGCCUUCCCGAUGCAGCUGCCAGCGGCACUUCUAGUACUGAGGAAAAACAGACCGAUCCCAAGCGCCCCCAGAGCCAUGUUGAUGAGACCCUCCAGACGUCAAGACAAUCCUCUAGCCCAGAAUCAGAAUGCGACAAUCCUCAGCCUAUCACGCUCCAGAGGGAGUUUCAGAUCUCCCAGGCUCCUCUAAUUUGGGGACCGUGGAAAGUUCCUGGCGCCCUUGGAACUAUUAACAACGCCUAUGCCUGCAUUUAUAUGUUAUUCGUCCUCUUCUGGAGUGUGUGGCCCCCUGAAACACCUGUGGAUUAUACGACCAUGAAUUACAGUAUUGUUGUCACCGGUGGUGUGCUGAUUCUGAGCGGUCUCUGGUAUCUUCUUCGGGCAAGGAAGGAAUAUGACGGUCCGCUCAUAGAUGAAGAGAUUGCUGAAAUUAUGCACCUCACUCCAGGGGCAAUUCCUGGGACAGUUCCCGUGAUAAUUCCAUCCGUCUAG
Penicillium riverlandense is the source of this 1773-nucleotide messenger RNA. RefSeq lists its product as uncharacterized. The transcript has a single exon. Gene Ontology annotation, cellular component: membrane. Bases 1 to 1773 code for a protein of 590 amino acids. Gene Ontology annotation, molecular function: transmembrane transporter activity. Gene Ontology annotation, biological process: transmembrane transport; amino acid transport. The record is from RefSeq and is a predicted model, not a curated record. NCBI's taxonomy places the organism in Eukaryota, Fungi, Ascomycota, Eurotiomycetes, Eurotiales, Aspergillaceae.